Calypte anna (Anna's hummingbird) is the source of this 1607-nucleotide messenger RNA. RefSeq names its product ubiquitin fold modifier 1 (gene UFM1). The record is from RefSeq and is a predicted model, not a curated record. Gene Ontology annotation, cellular component: cytoplasm; nucleus. Gene Ontology annotation, biological process: protein K69-linked ufmylation. Bases 89 to 346 code for a protein of 85 amino acids. Lineage: Eukaryota; Metazoa; Chordata; Aves; Apodiformes; Trochilidae. The transcript is spliced from 6 exons.
AGAAAGAGGAAAGGGCAGCGAAGGCCCCCCCGGGCGCCGGGCGGUGUUGACGUGUCCGUGAGGAGCGGCGGCGCUGGGCAGCGGCAUCAUGUCCAAGGUCACAUUUAAAGUGACGCUUACCUCGGACCCGCGGCUGCCCUAUAAAGUGUUAAGUGUUCCUGAAAGCACACCUUUCACAGCUGUCUUGAAGUUUGCUGCAGAAGAAUUUAAAGUUCCUGCAGCAACAAGUGCCAUUAUAACAAAUGAUGGUAUAGGAAUAAACCCUGCACAGACAGCGGGAAAUGUAUUUCUAAAGCAUGGCUCAGAUCUACGGAUUAUUCCCAGAGACCGAGUUGGGAAAUCUUAACCUCUGCUGAAAGCUUUGGAAUAAGUGACAUUGCCUUGCAGCAGAAGUCUAUUUAUUUUGGAACUCCAAUAUGCAACUAAUGAAUUGGCCUUUUCUAAAGCUAGCAAGAAUGACUUCCCAGGAUUUUAUUUUUUUGAAACAGACAUAAUGUUUCAUUUUCUUAUUAAAAUAUAUUCACUCAUGCACGGAUUCUCUUCUGAUUAGUAGAAGAGUAGGCUGGCCUUAUGUUACAUUCCUGAUAGAAAGGUGGACUUCUCCAUAGGUGUUACUAAUACUACAAGGGUAAAAACACAACCAUGACCAAUAGAUAUUAAAAAUAUUGGAUAUUUUAGUGCCUGCGUUGUAGAAGUGGGCACAGUGUUAUGAUUUUGCUACAAAGUCAUGUUGCUAGUGAGUACAAAAACUUUUUUUUUUUUUCUAAUCCUUUUAUUUUUUCCCUAAACUUCCACGUUUAGACUUCCAUGUUCAAUUAUUAAGCUUAAAUGAAAGGGAAAUUUCAGGGGCUUAUUACUCAAAUAAGCAAGUAACUUUCAAAGUAAUUGUGUGAUUUAAUUGCUGCAGAUAUUUCAGAUAAAGAGGGAGGCAAAGGUUUCUGUGUAUUAAAACGUCAUUUAAUGUAUUGUGAAGUUAAAUUAAAUGCAGUUUCAGACAACUCAUGAGACCUAAUCUUUUCACAUGAUGUGCCAUCAACUGAGAAGGGUCGUAGCAUAAUUUGAGAGGUUGUAGGUACUGGUUAAAUAGGUCAUUCCUUUGUCAGUAAAUUAAUAUUUGUGCUUUUAAAAAGUCUUGCUCUAUUACUGUGUGUUAACAUGGGAAACAGCACGGAAUUCACUGAAAAAUAUUCAGAUUAUAUGCUUCUUGUUUAUAUGCUGCCAGGGUCAAACUAUAAGUUGGUGUAUUUUCUAAUUAGAGAAAUUGCUGCUUUUCUUGAAUCUACAUUGGUGAUUUAAUAUUUUUUGGCAGAAUUGUACCCUGUUGCAUUUUGUCUGUCAUACUGAGUUUAACAGAAAGAACAAUAGGCUGUGUGUUUGGUUAAAUGAGUAUUGUCACAAAUACAACUCUCCUGUGUAUUAAUCGUGCUCUAGAAGGAUGUCCAGAUAAUGUUUCAGGCAGUGCAGAAAUACAAAAUGUGCUUUUCAUUGGUUGACAAUUGAACAUACAGAGGAAAGCUCUAAAAGUGGUAUUUGACUAUAAAUGUUGUCCAGUUCUAGAUGAACUGUAAAAUUCUGGAUUUUCUUUAAUAAACAGUUACAUGAAAAAA